Messenger RNA from Haliotis rubra (blacklip abalone), 5822 nucleotides. RefSeq names its product nitric oxide synthase, inducible-like. The transcript has 27 exons. The coding region runs from base 156 to 3863 and encodes 1235 amino acids. Gene Ontology annotation, molecular function: calmodulin binding; flavin adenine dinucleotide binding; NADP binding. The record is from RefSeq and is a predicted model, not a curated record. Gene Ontology annotation, biological process: nitric oxide biosynthetic process. NCBI's taxonomy places the organism in Eukaryota, Metazoa, Mollusca, Gastropoda, Lepetellida, Haliotidae.
CGAACAGAAUCGUCUUUCACAGGCCUGCUAACCGAAUAUUUUGCAGAUUUUGCACUAGAUGGUGGCUGUACAAAGCAGAGCUAGAUUCUACAACUAGUAUAAUCCAGUGACUCCGACAAGGAGCUGCAUGUUCCGCUGGCCUUGAUAUUCACGCCAUGUCUGCUGCUGGUUACGUGAGUGCUGAACUCUGCUCAUCAGCGCUGUGUUGUUUGAGGAGGAAGCGACGAGUCCCCCUGUCAAAAAGUGAGGAAGAGUCUGCCGUUAUCACGUCUGAAGCCGCCAUAGGCCAGAAGACCGGAAACGGCGUGACGUUGCUUACGUCCUCAACGAAUCCAAACAUCACUUUCAUGUCCCAGGAGAAGUCCUUCUUGACGAACGACGUAUCCACAUCGAACCAUAUGAAGUCUGUGUCAAGAUACGAGCCCCCACAGUGUCCUGUGAUGCAUCAUGGGUCAACAGCUGACAAAGUGACCUCUUUGAAGAACUACCUGGAUGGAACCGUUACCGUGGACAGUCUGCAUGACAAACAGCUUCAGAGCGGUAUCUGUUCAGAAAAUGUAUGCAUGGGUUCAACAAUGCUGAAUGACGACAUGAAACACCCUAAGACGCCUAGACCAAGAGAAGAGCUUCUUAUCCAUGCCAAAGACUUCAUGGACCAGUAUUACACUUCUCUAAAAAGUUUUAACUCUGAACGCCAUAGAAGGAGGUGGGCAGAAGUUGAAGAAGACAUUCACGCAAUGGGAAUCUAUGACCUGACCUUGGAGGAGCUGACUUUCGGUGUGAAGACAGCGUGGAGAAACGCUCCGCGGUGUAUUGGACGAAUCCAGUGGUCCAAACUGAAGGUGAUGGAUGCUCGUCACGUGUCCACUGCUCGCGGGAUGUUUGAGGCCAUGUGUUCCCAUCUUGAGUACGCCACCAAUAACGGUAACCUCAGGUCUACAAUCACGGUGUUUCCCCCGCGUAGAUCCAGGAGAGAGGACUUCAGGGUAUGGAACAAUCAGGUUAUCCUGUACGCCGGCUACCGUCAACCUGACGGUAGCGUCAUCGGCGACCCCGUCAACGUCGAGUUCACUGAGAUAUGCGAGGCACUGGGAUGGCAGGGCAAGGGAGGGAUGUUUGAUGUGUUGCCAUUCGUUGUAUCGGCGGCAGGCGAAGACCCAGAAGUGUUUGACAUUCCCGAGAAGCUUGUGUUUGAAGUGCAGAUCAAACACCCAAAAUACACGUGGUUUGAGGAGUUAGGUUUGAAGUGGUUUGCAUUGCCGGGUGUGUCAAAGAUGGUGUUUGACUGUGGUGGACUUGAGUUUCCCGCAGUCCCUUUCAACGGCUGGUACUUAAGCACGGAGGUUGGGGCCAGGAACUUUUGUGACGUUGCAAGAUACAAUAUAACGGAGAAAGUUGCUACUAAGAUGGGUCUAAACACUGAGACAAGCUCCUCACUGUGGCGCGACCGUGCCCUAGUGGAGGUCAACAUUGCCGUGCUGCAUAGCUUCCAGUCGGCAGGUGCGACGAUUGUUGACCACCACACAGCGUCCGAAUCCUUCAUCCAGCACAUCCAGAACGAGCAGCGCCUGCGAGGGGGGUGCCCCGCUGACUGGGUGUGGGUGGUGCCCCCGAUGAGCGGUAGUCAGACGGAGGUGUUUCACCAAGAGAUGAUGGUCUACAAACUCAAGCCUUCCUAUGAGUACCAGGAUGACGCGUGGGCCUCUCAUGUAUGGAAAGACAGGAACCUACAACAAAGAUACCUUGAUGCGCGACAGAAAAGUCUGGCCAAAGCUCAGACCAAGGCAGUGGCCAGUCAUAUCAACUGUGUCAUCUUGUACGCCACGGAGACCGGCAGAUCAGAGCGCUUCUCAAAUCGGCUGUGUCAGAUAUUCAAGCGAGCGUUUACCACCAGGGUCGUGUGCAUGGAGGACAUCGACCUGACUGAGUUGCAGCAGGAGGACCUCAUCCUCGUCGUCACCAGCACCUUCGGCAACGGCGACGGCCCGGAGAAUGGCGAGCCUUUUGCCAAGAGCAUGGAGAAAUACAGACAGUCGGAAUCCCUUGAAAGAGGAGGACCGCUAAAAAACAUCAGAUAUGGAGUGUUUGGACUGGGGUCGAGGGCCUAUCCCAAUUUUUGCGCGUUCGGUCACUUCCUGGACUCGCUGCUGGGCGACCUGGGAGGUCAGAAGAUCCUGGAGACAGGAGAGGGGGAUGAACUGAGUGGACAGGAUCAAUCCUUCAAGACCUGGGCCCAUCACGCCUUUAAGGCCUCCCUGAGAGAGUUCCGGGUCGAGGGUGACAUGGACAUGGAAAGCCUGGACGACCACCUGUCCAGCAGCGACGACACGUGGACGCCCGACAGAUACCGUAUAGCAGAACUUCCUGACGGGGACGAGGGGGACCUGUGCACAGUUCUGGGCAAGCUGAACAGUAAGCAAGUGGUGCCGUGUAAGGUCCUCGAGAGAAGACAGCUCCAGUCCUCCUCGUCUCCGCGGCAAACUAUCCUGGUUCGGCUGGAGACUGAUUCUACCAGUGCCAUGAAUUACAGCCCAGGUGAUCACCUCGCCAUAUUUCCCUCCAAUCCACCAGAAAUGGUGCAAGGUAUCUUGUCCCGACUGCACAACGCGCCCCUUGCCGGUCAGAUCAUGCGGAUAGAAAUGAUGAGGGAGGAGACAAAAGCGCGAGGCAUCGCGGAGAUGUGGGGAAUAUGGGAUAAGCUGCCGUCGUGUUCUCUGAGAACCGCCUUCACCCAGUACCUGGAUGUGACCACGCCCCCGACCCAGGAUCUCCUGAAGAUGUUGUCCACUGUGGCAGACAAUAACCAGGAUCAGGACAGACUGGACAUGCUGGCCACUGAUUCCAACAUGUAUGAUGAAUGGAGGGACACGCAAGCGCCGACUGUCCUGGAAGUGAUGAAGGAAUUCCCCUCCCUCCGGGUACCCGCCACGCUGCUGGUCACGCAGCUCCCCCUCCUGAAACAGCGCUACUACAGCAUCAGCUCCUCUAACGACGCCCACCCCAACGAGGUCCACGGCACCGUCGCCGUGCUCAAGUACACGACUCAAGGUGGCGCUGAACACGAGGGUGUGUGUUCCGGUUGGCUGAACAAACUGGAGGUCGGACAAGUCAUCCCGUGCGCCAUCAGAGCCGCCCCCAACUUCCGUCUCCCAGAAGACAAGACGCUGCCGGUGAUGAUGGUGGGGCCGGGGACAGGUAUCGCCCCAUUCAGGAGCUUCUGGCAACAGCGGCAGGUGGACAUGGCCAAAGGACAUAUACCAAGCAACGCCAAUCGACGAGGCUGGGGUGACAUGAGGUUGUAUUUCGGGUGCCGGGCGUCCAGCCUGGAUCAUAUCUAUGACUCGGAGCUGGCGGCCAUGAAGAAACAGAGGGUGCUGAACGACUACUACGUGGCCUUGUCCCGAGAACCAGGCAGACCCAAGAUGUACGUCCAGAACAUGUUGAAGCAGAACGCCAAGGACGUCUACAACACCAUGGUCAAAGCUGGCGGACACAUCUACGUCUGCGGUGACGUGGAAAUGGCUGAAGACGUCAAGCAGACACUGGAGCGAAUUCUGAGUGAGCAAGGGAAGAUGUCGCCGGAAGCAGCCAGAGAAUAUGUUCGUCAAAUGCGGAGCGUCAAGAGAUACCACGAGGAUAUAUUUGGUGUAGUCAAGAAAACGCAAGUGGAAAACAGGUCACCCGCCCAGACAAGUAACGUCGGGGAUAACGAGGAUUGGAUAGAACAACUACCGGAUCCUGUCGAUGAGAGCGGAAAGAUGGAGCCCGUCUUUCCCAACACGACCCAGUUUGUACGGCGGGCAGUCCUCAAUACGUCUCUAAGUUCACGUGAUGGCUUCAGCACAGGCGUGAUUUCCAACUAAAUGCCCUGGUAGCAUAAGGACCGGAAGAAGUUCAAAUGGAGAUAAUAGACAGACCAUCUUCGCGAUGCCAACAUCCAAAUGGACAGGAUUGUCAAGUACUGCCCAACUGAGCUUUCAUGUCCAUUGUGAGUGGACAACCCAAUGCAAUGAUAUAUGUAAUCUGUAAAUAACGAGAUGGUACUGUAAAUAACUGGAUGGUGUGUCUUUAAUUUAUUCGCAUACCCCUUAAAUAUGUAUUGUUUUUAAUGUUAACCUCUUAACGAUAUUUGAGCGGUCAACGUCAUGACUGCAACGAUCCAAGGGCCCGUUUCAGAAAGCGAUUGUAGCGAUACGAUAAUCGAUUAUCGUCAUUCCCUUUCUUUAACGUAGAGUUACGACAGUUGUAGCGCUACGGUGGCUUUGUGAAACAAGGUCAAGGCCACCAAGUGAGACCACUCUAUUCAAAUUACCGCAUAUAGUGCUAUUCUCAGAUACAUAGCGCGCACUAACAAGUUCAUGUUAGUGAGCGCUAUGUAUCUUAGCAACAAAGAGGCACCUUGUUCGCAUCGGGUUCGACUUUUCGCACAAACUUUAUCGAUAUACUCGAUAAACCAAUAUAACAUACCUCAAUUCUAUUAUCAUACUAUUAUCAAAUACUUCGGAUGAUUCGCAUCAAUGAAAAGACCCGUGCAAAAAUAUCACUUUGACUAGCAGGAGAAAUUCCGUGCUGUGAUACCAAAUAUGGCGACGUUACCAAGGAAACGAAGCAAUCAUAGCGAACUGGUCCAAAUCAUGUGUCGUAAUGGAAAAUAUAUUAUAUGUAAUAUAUAGUUAUAUGAACGUCCUCUUAAUGUUUCGUAUUAUAUUUAUAUGUUUUGUAAAGUUCAAAGCAUUCAUGACUAAUUAUGUUUAAUUUUAUAUAUCUUUUCCUAAGGGUCCGGGGGUUCGCUGGCCUCUUGUAGCACUACUCAAAACACUAGCUUAGCGUAUAUUCGGUCUGAUAAAGGGUACAUGGUGAUGGAAUCAUACUCAACAUAUCAUAAGACUUGUCCUGCUUUCGGGAUCUUUAUUUUAGUGAUAAAACACGUAAUACAUGAAAAAUAACACAAAAGCUCACCAAAGUGUAUGCGUUGAUGUGUUCCAUAAUUAAAUAUAAAAUUCAAUAUUAGAAAUUGAAAGUAUGAACGUUUUUAUGAAACCAUUUUCAUUCGAUUUCAAGCAGAAAUAUAAAUAUCCGUCAAGGACCUAAACAUAACUACCUGCUAUCGACCCUUAUAAUGACCCUUUAUUGUGCGUCAUGCAUGUAGUAGGAAUAUAUAAAUUCGGGUCCAUUCGUGUCCCAUAAUGAUAUUCCACAAUGGCGUUCCACAGUGAUGUUCCACAAUGGCGUUUCACAGUGAUGUUCCACAAUUAUGUUCCACAAUGGUGUUCCACUGUAUUGAUAGAAUAUGUUGUAUGUUGAAGCAAGUAGUGAUGUCUAACUUCACAUCAAUCUACUAUGAACUGUGAUACAAAUUUGUACAUUUCUCUGACACAAUAUUUUAAAAAAGAUAUUAUCUGUCCAAUAUCAAAAGCAUCCACGCCACUGUGAUACAUUGAUUUAUAGCAGCGUUAGAAUUAUUACGAUUAUAAUCCCCGAAGCCGUUCCACAAGCCAAUGUUAACUCUACGAAAGUCUUUGGUCAAGCAUAAGGUCUUAGAUCACAACGUGAAAUAAGUCUCUGGUAAAUAUCGUAUAUUACGUAUGUAUUCAGGGAAAGUCUGUAACAAUAUGAAUGUAUGACAUUAUUUAUAAUUGUAUGGAUACGGACAUGUACUCGUUGUAUGGAUAAGUAUAUGCACAUAUACUCCACGUCAUAUUACCGGAAACAAAGGUAUAUUAUAGUAUGACCAGAAAUUAUUGAGAAUUUUAGGAAUAUGUUUAAUUGGAUUUCUAGUAUAAACAACCUUGACCAGCUAUCAAGUGCUUGGUUUCAUUCAA